Molecule: messenger RNA, 2314 nt
Organism: Mandrillus leucophaeus (drill)
Lineage: Eukaryota; Metazoa; Chordata; Mammalia; Primates; Cercopithecidae
Gene: IRAK2
Product: interleukin-1 receptor-associated kinase 2
Exons: 13
Coding region: 87-1964 (625 amino acids)
Biological process (GO): interleukin-1-mediated signaling pathway; protein phosphorylation; intracellular signal transduction
Cellular component (GO): nucleus; plasma membrane; cytoplasm
Molecular function (GO): protein kinase activity; ATP binding; protein binding
Source: RefSeq, a predicted model, not a curated record
UUCCCGGCCGGUCCGCCCCCAGCUAGAGAAGCCCCAGCCCGCGGUGUCCGAUCCAGUUGCCCCGCGCCGGAGCCCCGUAGCGCGCCAUGGCCUGCUACAUCUACCAGCUGCCCUCCUGGGUGCUGGACGACCUGUGCCGCAACAUGGACACGCUCAGCGAGUGGGACUGGAUGGAGUUCGCCUCCUAUGUGAUCACAGACCUGACCCAGCUGCGGAAGAUCAAGUCCAUGGAGCGGGUGCAGGGCGUGAGCAUCACGCGGGAGCUGCUGUGGUGGUGGGGCAUGCGGCAGGCCACCGUCCAGCAACUUGUGGACCUCCUGUGCCACCUGGAGCUCUACCGGGCUGCCCAGAUCAUCCUGAACUGGAAACCAGUUCCUGAAAUCAGGUGUCCCAUUCCAGCCUUCCCUGACUGUGUGAAGCCAGAAAGGCCUUUGGCAGCUUCUGUAAGAAAGACUGAGGAUGAACAGGAAGAGGGGCAGCCUGUGAGGAUGGCCACCUUUCCAGGCCCAGGGUCCUCUCCAGCCAGAGCCCACCAACAGGCCUUUCUCCAGCCUCCUGAAGAAGAUGCCCCUCAUUCCUUGAGAACCAACCUCCCCACUUCUUCUGAUUCAAAGGACUACAGCACCUCCAUUCCUAAGCAGGAAAAACUUUUGAGCUUGGCUGGAGACAACCUUUUCUGGAGUGAGGCAGAUGUGGUCCAGGCAACUGAUGACUUCAAUCAAAACCACAAAAUCAGCCAGGGGACCUUUGCUGAUGUCUACAGAGGGCACAGGCACGGGACGCCAUUCGUCUUCAAGAAGCUCAGAGAGACAGCCUGUUCAAGUCCAGGAUCAAUUGAAAGAUUCUUCCAGGCAGAGCUGCAGAUUUGUCUUAGAUGCUGCCACCCCAAUGUCUUACCUGUGCUGGGCUUCUGUGCUGCAAGACAGUUUCACAGCUUCAUCUACCCCUACAUGGCAAAUGGUUCCCUACAGGACAGACUGCAGGGUCAGGGUGGCUCCGACCCCCUCCCCUGGCCCCAGCGUGUCAGCAUCUGCUCAGGGCUGCUCUGUGCCGUCGAGUACCUGCAUGGUCUGGAGAUCAUCCACAGCAACGUCAAGAGCUCUAAUGUCUUGCUGGACCAAAAUCUCACCCCCAAGCUUGCUCACCCAAUGGCUCACCUGUGUCCUGUCAACAAAAGGUCAAAAUACACCGUGAUGAAGACUCACCUGUUCCAGGCGUCAGUUGCGUAUCUGCCAGAGGAUUUCAUCCGGGUGGGGCAGCUGACGAAGCGAGUGGACAUCUUCAGCUGUGGAAUAGUGUUGGCCGAGGUCCUCACUGGCAUCCCUGCAAUGGAUAACAACCGAAGCCCGGUUUACCUGAAGGAUUUACUCCUCAGUGAAAUUCCAAGCAGCACCGCCUCGCUGUGCUCCAGGAAGACGGGCGUGGAGAACGUGAUGGCAAAGGAGAUCUGCCAGAAGUACCUGGAGAAGGGUGCAGGGAGGCUUCCGGAGGACUGCGCCAAGGCCCUGGCCACGGCCGCCUGCCUGUGCCUGCGGAAGCGUAACAUCAGCCUGCAGGAGGUGCGUGGCUCUGUGGCUGCUGUGGAAGAGCGACUCCGAGGCUGGGAGACGUUGCUCCCUUGGAGUGGGCUUUCUGAGGGUACAGGCUCUUCUUCCAACAUCCCAGAGGAAACAGACGACGUUGACAAUUCCAACCUUGAUGCCUCCUCCUCCGCGAGUGUGGCACCCUGGGCGGGACCUGCCACCUCACUUCUCCCCACAGAGAAUGGCGAAGGAAGGCUGCAGGUCAUCAUGGGAAGGGAGGCCGACUCCUCCUCUGAGGCCUGCGUUGGCCCGGAGCCUCCUAAGGAUGCUACAGAGACUUCGUGGCAAAUUGAGAUCAAUGAGGCCAAAAGGAAACUGAUGGAGAAUAUUCUGCUCUACAAAGAGGAGAAACUGGACAGCAUUGAGCUCUUUGGCCCCUGAUGACUGGAACACAGCUGAGGACCCUUGUCCUCAGUUGGAACGAUGAGCAUCAGAUCAAGAAAAAGGUCUGAGGCAGAAUCCAAGAUCUACCAGGAAACACACAACAAAACAUCAGCUGUCAUGGGUGGGAGGGAAACUUCAUUUCACUGGAAUGAGUUGGGAGAGAAGGGCCCUCAGCUUUCAGAGACACAAAAAUCCAUGAAAUCUCUUCCUUUCUGGGCUUUGUUAGUCAGAGCAGGGGAUCAGAGGAGACUGAAGCAGAAACCCUGUACAUGGGCCCAGGAUGUGGUUGAUUUUGUGGUUCCGGGGAGUGUGUGAUGAUAACCACCCCAGCAGAUUCCAUUACCUCA